AUGGAGUACGGAAAUGGAGGGGACAAAAUUUUCGACUUGAACUCAAUCAGUCGAGAGAAGUUGGAGUUGGUGGAAGUUUUCUAUGAUAAAAUGAAGGAUACAACAAAUGCGAAUGCAUUGUACUUGUACGCCUUGCAGAUCUUUAAGAUCUGUAACAUCCAUAACGAAUUGCCUCGUUUGGUGGUAUUUGGUCAGCAGUCCAUGGGGAAGACGACGCUUUUAGAUUUUAUCAUGGGAGGACCAAUGGGGUAUACGAGCUCAGACACAGGAACGAAGCAGCCAAUUGUGAUUAUACUAAAGCCUAGUGACACGAAUAAAAUAGAAUGCUAUUUGAAUAAGAAGAAAGUAAGCAUUGACGAUUUGCAUGAGAAAAUGAAAGCCAUUAUGGUUAACCUGAACGAGUCCAUUAUUCCCAAGGAGCUAGAAGUGGAAAUUUCCAUCCCAGGUGGCAUUUACGCUACGUUCGUCGAUUUGCCCGGAAUAAAGGACGAUUCCAAAGCGGGGUCAGAGCUGACGCGUAAAAUUGUCCGUAAUUAUGUGCAGAACUUCCCGAACGAUAUUUACAUUUUGGUGAAGAAGGCAUCGGACGAUCCGGCCAACUGGCCCUACCAUUUGAGGGAGUUUUUCAUGAAACCGAAGCCCAUGGGUCUUGGUCUACAAAACAAACAGUGCAUUGUCGUGGGGACAAGGGCCCUGGAAUUUCUGAACAAUGAACUGAGCACAAUAAAAACGCUCACGGAGCUGUACGAUAGGGUGAAGAAAAGAGGAAUCAUGGACCAUAAUGAUAAUAUUUUAUCACUCUACUUGUUGGAACUCUUUUCCAUACCGAUAGAACAGAAGGAAAAAAAUGACUUUCUAACGAACAGAAUUUCGAUGUACUCCAAGAUACUAAACGGAAGAAAGAACGUGCUAGACUUGCUGCUAAACAAAUUUGAAAAUGAUUGUAACGACUCCAUUAAGAAGGAGUUACUGGAUUGUUUCGAUGUGGAGAAAUUCAAACAAGAAGUGAAUAGCAAAUUUAUGAACAUCUUAAUACAGCAGUUACGUAAGGUAGAAGUGAAGCUAGAAAAAAAGAAAUCCAAGAUGGAAUUUUAUAAUAAAAAAUUAGAAGAGCUAUACAACAAAGGAAAUAUACUAAGCAUAAGAGAGCAAGUCAAAUUGUACAUACGAGAAUUGGUUAACAUCGUAUCUAAUUUGUUGACAGGAAAUUACCCCAUUUUAAAUUUGCCAAAUAAUGGGGAAGACUUUUUGAAAAAAUAUGGUGGAACUUUAAUGGAAAAUUUAAAAGACGGAAAUGAACUAGCGGUGGAGUUAUUUGAAAAGCAGGGAUUGUACGACGAAAACUUUCUUAACUACUUAAAUGAGUAUUUGUACAAAUAUGCAAAUGAAAAUGAUUUAAAUAAAUCCAUUUCGUCGGAGAGUAACUACGACAUCAAUAAUAUCUUGAACAACGACCUGCACAACAGUAACAGCAAUAAUAAUAAUAGUAGUAAGAGGGCGGAUACGUACGACACGCUAAACGAUAUGGAAAAAAAAAAUUUUGACAAUGUACCUUCUCUCGUGGAAGGGCAGCCUGUGAGAUUCAUUCUGGCCAAAGAGGAAAGCAGCAUGUUCGGCGUUGUCCAAAAUACACCCACAGACGCGAAAAGUAAAAAUAUAUUAGUCAGUUUUUACUUCAGAAAUAACAACACGGAGGAACAAGUGCAAAUAAAGUCCGUUGAAAAAGACCGAUUAACUGUUAUCAAGGCAGUCGAAACGCUGAAUGGCGAUCCUUCCUUUUUGAAUGGACUACAAGUUUGGUACAAAAUGAUAAGGGAUGAUGGAUGGGUUGGAUUCGACAAAGCAGAAAUUAUUAAAGUGUUUAACAACAAUAGCAAAAUUAAAGACGUGCUUAUCAGAAAUUUGUCGAAAAAUGAUGAAGUCAUAUCCAUAAAAAUUAACGACCUCUACAUGGAUUACGUAAGUGAUGAAAAUAAAGAGAAUGACGAAAAUGAAGAAAACGAAGAAAUGAAAGAAAAUGAUGAUGACAUACUUAAAAGAAUCGCAGGACCACACACCGAUUUGAAAAUCCUGAAUCAGUUAGCCAUCACCUAUAUUUGCAAAUGGCUCAAAUACAAUAUUGCAAAAAUCGAACCGGAAAAAGAUUUCUCAGAUGAAGUGCUCCUACAAAUGAUGAGAAGUAUUCACAACAUCGUCGAUCAGAGUGACUGGAAACCAUUAGUUGUUGAUCUGCUCCAAGCCAAUAUAAGUGGAAAUAUUUUACAUCUCACCAAAUUAGCUAGCUGCUCAGCUGCCGUAGCAUUAAAUAGAGUAUUCAAAGCAGGCUUGGGAGAAAUUAAUAGAAAAAUUAAAAAUAAUUACAUGGAUGAAAAUAUAUAUCUGUUAAGCACAAAUCCCAAGUUCUUGGACGAAUUGAAUCAGGCCUUGCAUAAUUUCUGCAAAGAAAGAGCCAUUAGUUGUGCCAGCGAAAUGAAAGACAUUGUUUUUGAGCAAACAUAUGCUGUACAUUUCGAAAUCAUCGAAGAAAUUUUCGAUGGCUGCAAACUGUUUGAAGAUAACUUCCUCACGCCUAGUGGUGUUAAACCCACCAUGUCCAUAAUUACCAAAAAUGUGAAACAGAAUUUGGCAUACAGAAACCAUCAAUUGUCCCUAACUGACAUUAAAAUUAACAAAAAGUCAAAGUCGAAGGAACUCAUACAGGAGGAGGUAAAGCUACAGUUUUGGGCCAUCAAAAUGCUCAUAUCCGUGCCCUUCGCAACUAAGAUUUAUGCCCAUUUUCUGAACAACAUCUUGCCCAAAAAUAAGCACCUGGCCAAUGUCCUGGACUACUCGAUUGACUGCGAGAGCACGCUGGAGAAGUACAUCCAAAGCAAAUUGCUCAACCGGGAGGUGAACGGUGUCCUGGUCCCAAUUGAUGACAAGGAGCUGAUGUCACACUACAACAUCAUCGACAAUAGAGACAACCUUUUGAGAAAGCUGGAAAACCAGAAGAGGCUCAACCAAUACUUUACCAUCGUUGCAAAUUCGAUCAAGCUACUGAAAAAUAAUUUAUCGAAGGAGAGCACACUUGAUUUUGUAACGAAGUUGGAUUUUGGUCAAGAAAAAAAAAAUUGGCAUCGAGGGGGUACGUAA
This is a messenger RNA of Plasmodium inui San Antonio 1, 3132 nucleotides long. RefSeq lists its product as hypothetical. Gene Ontology annotation, cellular component: membrane; cytoplasm; microtubule. The coding region runs from base 1 to 3132 and encodes 1043 amino acids. Gene Ontology annotation, molecular function: GTPase activity; microtubule binding. The transcript is spliced from 4 exons. The record is from RefSeq and is a predicted model, not a curated record. Lineage: Eukaryota; Apicomplexa; Aconoidasida; Haemosporida; Plasmodiidae.